AUGUCAUCCGAACAACCACCAUUCGAUGAUGAGUUUGAUACUCUUGUCAAAGAGCAACUGGAAAAAUGGAAAGUCCCCGGUUUGAGUAUCGCGAUUAUCCAUGGCCCCAAUACCUACACUAAGGCAUAUGGAAAGGCAGAGCUGUCAGAUGACAGCACAGGUCGACGAUCUAGGGAGAUGACCACCGAUGCAUUGUUCGCAACAUGUAGCACCACCAAGGCCUUUACUGGUGCGACGACAUCCAUAGCAAUCCAGGACAGCAAGGCCACCGAGUUCCCAAUCGACUGGAACACGCCCGUGGCUUCCCUAAUUCCAGCAGAUUUUGUCCUGGAGAACGACUACGCGACCCAGAAUAUAACACUCGAAGAUGCGCUAUCUCAUCGGUCGGGCAUGCCUGAGCAUAACUGGACCUUAGCUUUAUUUUCAAAGAAGGGCGCAACACCAGGCUCGAUAGUCCGCGCGAUGCGACACAUGCCUCUCGCAACGCCACCUCGCACCAAGUACCACUACAGUAAUCAUAUGUGCAUCGCCGUGUCGCAUGCGUUGGAGCAAUAUACCAGCGAAACGCUAGGAGCUUUCAUGAAGAACCGCAUCUGGGACCCGCUCGGUAUGAGCGAAACGUUCUUCUCGUCAAGCGAAGCAAAAGCAAACCCAGCAACCGCUACAAAGGUUGUACAACCAUACAACUGGGUUCGUACAAAUGAAGGCGGAAAGUUUGUCCCACAGCCAGAGCAUGACUGGCCAGCUAACAGCGGUGCUGGUGCUAUCGUCAGUAACGUUCUCGACUACGCCAAUUGGGUGCGGGAGUGGAUUGAAAGAGCCGGACCAUUGAAAGGACAUGACAGCUUAACGGAUCCGCGGACAAUAUAUUUCCAGAACGAUGACUUGAAUCUGCCAGCUCCGUAUCAUGCGUAUGCGCUCGGAUGGGUCGUGGAUAACUACCGCGGUCAGCAUUUAUAUAGCCAUUGCGGUGGUUGGCCUGGCUACGCGAGUUGGGUGGGCUUCGUCCCCGAGAAAAAAUUUGGAUUUGUGGUUAUGGGCAAUUCGUUUUCGGCUCGAUAUGCUGCGUUUAGAUUGGUCACUUAUCUUUUGGAUAGGCGGCUUGGUCUAUCCGACGAUCCCAAAUAUGAGGAGCAGGUUGCUGCUUGUAUUGAAAGACAAACUGAGGCCUGGGAGUCGAGUCUUAAAAGUGAAGACAUAGAGAACUCGAAGCAGCGGUUGUUCUCUCCUUUGCCUGAUUCUCCGAUUCCAUAUUCAUUACAUAUAUCUGGAUAUACCGGAACAUACAGACACCCCACGGGUGCAACCUUUACCAUCCAGAUAAUCAAUGACUGGCUUAUCGCUGACCUGCAGGAUCGAGUGAUCCCGUGUGAAUUGUUGUUUGUUCAUGCAAGCGGAGAAUUCUUCGUAGGAAGAAUACAGAGUGAAGGAUUGGACUUGAUCUCCCCCUUCCCAGUGGAAUUCUAUAUUAAUGCCUCGGGUGUUGCUCAAAGAGUUGGACUUCUGUUGGAGCCUGCGAUGAAGGAAGAAAAGCUCUGGUUUGAUCGUUGUCGUUCUUAA
Molecule: messenger RNA, 1560 nt
Organism: Penicillium crustosum
Lineage: Eukaryota; Fungi; Ascomycota; Eurotiomycetes; Eurotiales; Aspergillaceae
Exons: 2
Coding region: 1-1560 (519 amino acids)
Source: RefSeq, a predicted model, not a curated record